UUACGAAAAACAGUUCUAGAAGCAUUUGCGGUGUUUGUUUUUACAGCGAUUCUCGUAAUUUCCUCCUCAUAAAAACCUCGCUUUUCAGGUGAUUCUGGUGCAUAAUCAUUUUAGUUUUCAUGUUUCCGAUGCUGUGGUGAAGAAAUAUCCGUGAAGUUUAUACAAAUCGGAUUUUGAGUUUGACCUCUCGAGAUGGCUAGUUGGGCUAAUCGGCCUCCGAUAAAGGAUGGCAUUGCUACUGUCAACAACGGUGGUAAUCCUGCCUCAGUGAGGAAAAAAUGGAACCUUGAAGAUAAAAAAUCCUUACGCAAUUUGAAGUAUCAUUUUGCCGAGGAUGGCUGUUCGGAGGUUCAGUACACUCUUGGCAAACAGCUACUGGAAGAGAACGCUGAAACGGAACCGGCUGAAAACCACGCCCAAGGCGUUCACUGGCUGCUACGGGCAGCCCAGCAAGGUCACGAGCAGGCAAUAAUUAUGCUCAGCGAUUGCUAUCAAACUGGCCGCGGAAUCAACGAAACGAACGAGGAAGACGUACGCAGCUGUUUGGCUAUGAGCCCAGGUGAGCGUUCGGCUCGCCGUGCCGCACAGGAGCUUUUCGCUUCCCUGUCCAAUGGCGAAGAGUAUGUUACGGCUGCCCAGCUAGAAAAACGUAUGCGAGAAAUCUACAAGCUGAACAAGAAAACCCGAAGAAGUCGCCCGGAUGGAGCAGAGGCCAGUGGCAUCGAGGGCGUACCCAUCGUGGAAGGCAGUCUGGAGCAGAACGGUUCCCCAGGAGGAGUUAACCAUCGUUUGCAUCGGUCGCACUCUAACCAAUUUCAACCGGUUAAUCAUAUCUCCGAAGCCAGUCUUCUGACAGCCGCGGUCAACUAUUCCAACGGUCGACUGCCGGCCGUAAGCAAUGCGCUCACAUUAUCGGUACCGAAUCCGCAAAGCUUGGACCACGUGCCAUGUUUCCAUCGACCGUUUUUCCAUCCAAUAAUGUUCUUCUCGUUGCUGUAUCAUCGGCUACUUUCGAUGCUGGCUUCCUUCCCAGAAUCCGGCUUCCCUGGUGUUCAGCUAGCCGUGAUUCUGAUAGUUUACUCCUACUUUGCCAGCGAUGAUAACUUGUUCACGUUGGUUCCAGUCGGAGCGUAUUACCUUUCCCUUAUUGUGAUGAUUGUUUGUUCCUUCAAGAUGCUAAAAACCAAGCACGAAUUUAUCGAUUUUCGAAUGUGGUCUGGUUUGUUUCUAAGAUAUGGAGACGAACAUCUCAACACCAACGAUUCCGAGAAUCAGUACCUCCGGAACAACUUGCGACCGUAUUUGUACUUCUUCGUGGCUUUCUUCAUCAACGUAAUGCUACAGCCGAACAUCAAUGACCAGUGGCUACCGUUUUCCGAGAUUACUGUGUGCUCGUUCGUGCUUACUUUUGUAACGAUGCUGGCAUUCAUGUAUACGUCGCCGGAUCCGUUUCCCGAUUACAUGAUACUGUUCUCGUUUGGACUCAACGUUCUGGCUAAAUAUCCCUACGAAAUGGACUCGGUAGUGACGACUGGCUGGCGCUUCGUAGACCUUAAAGUACCGGCUUUUUCAACGUUUGUUAUCGGGAAUGGAAUCGAGUUCUGUUUGAACUGUCGGGCACUGCUCUAUCUAGUUAUCCCUGCAUUUCUGGGACUGAUUGCAAGGAGAAACAGCUGGCGAGGAAUCUAUCAGCACGUUAUCCCACACUGCGUAACCCUCUCUUGGUUGCAAAUUUGCAUCAUCAGUUCUCAGUCAGCUACUAUGUUCGGAUUGGUUCGCGGAGCUCUCGGUCUAUCUGGAUUGCUACUAUUUCUUCCAUUGUUCGGCAUCGUCACCCUGCUCAUACCGGUAUUCGCAACCAUCGAGUGGCUCUCGCUUACCGAUUCUACGGUGCGGGUAUGGUCUUCGGCCAGUGCAGCAACCAUUGCACUGCUCAUAUCGUGCUAUAUGGCCGCGUCGCGGAGAACCAAAAAAUACAUCACCUUUCUACAGAUUACGGCAUGUUUGGUUGCCACCGUUUUUCUUACGCUACCGUACAUGAUGUCCAACUUUGAAACAAUACAUGGAUCUGUUGCAGAUUCCGCCGCUGGACUCUACGAUUCGGAAUCGGGCCCGACGGUUGGCAAAACCAAUCCGGAAGGACAUCCGACGACUGGUCUCACGUGGGAGUCGUACUACAAAUUUUGCCAUCAGCCGGCCUGGGAUCGGUUGGGAAACAAAAUUCGCACCCAGCUGCGUUGUGCUCAUCUAGAUGGGACAGUAGUACGUUGGGAAGGUUCGGUGAAUGAUUUGGAAAUCGUUAGUCGGCGUAAUGUGCGUGCGGACUUUAUUCAGAACUAUUUGCCAAGAUUCCUAGCGGAGCGAGUCGCGUGCAUGUACGGAGAACGGAUCGAGCCGGAAUGCGGACCUGCUGAAGAUCAACAACAUUGCGAGGAGAUGAAGAAUUUCAUCGAACAGCAAACUCGAUGCCACCUGGACAAAUGGAACACCUACGAGUACGAAUUAAAAGUGCGCAUGCCAUCGGCAGGGAUACUAUCGAAACCGGCCGAAAUAGCAUUGAGAGCACAGCACGCGUUCGGCAAUUUCACACAGAGUUUGAACCACAGCGAUCGGAUAUGGUUCAUUGGGAUAUUACGUAAUUUUCUCAAACCUACGGUAACGGUUCCUGCGAGCGGCAACAAGGCGGUGGACGACGAUGAAUCCAAUUUCGAGCUUCCCCCGGAUCAAGGUGCCGUGUUUGGUAGCGGGCGGUAUGAUCGGGGUAAUAUGCGGCUCGGUCGACGAAAUCCGUUGAUCGAACUACUGUCGAUCGGGUGCAUCAAAUGCCAGAACGCCGAACUCACCACUGUACACGUAAACGAUGGACAGAAAGUCAAUGCACGGAUGCGGGAUCUGCGGCGUGGUAUCAAGUAUCUUUUGAAUGUGAUUUUCAAUCCGCUAGUGAUUUUUAAGUAAGACAGAUACAAGGUGUUUUCCAUUGUUUACCUUUUCCUUCUCGAUUUGUUCGAUUACCACAUGUAUAUAAGCGGAUCCCAGAUGUACUAUUGGCGGUAUUUCCGCACAGUCAAAUUAUUUACGAUUAGUUUUAGCAUGUUUUGCAUUAAGUUUUUUUUCAGAAAUUUAUCACGAAGUCAAAGAAAACUACUCACCGAUGGUAUCGUACUGAACUUGCUGUGAACAAAUGUUAACACAACAAUAACUGUUUAGCUAAAAUAACUUUUUUUUGUUUAUCGUGGCUGACGUCCUCUCUUCUUUCUCGCGCGUAGUAGUUCAUAAUUUUAUAUAACAAACCAUAUUUAUAGUUUAGAAUACAGAUGAAACAAUUAAAUGUAUGUUAAC
Uranotaenia lowii is the source of this 3339-nucleotide messenger RNA. RefSeq names its product wolframin (gene wfs1). The transcript has 5 exons. The record is from RefSeq and is a predicted model, not a curated record. NCBI's taxonomy places the organism in Eukaryota, Metazoa, Arthropoda, Insecta, Diptera, Culicidae. Gene Ontology annotation, molecular function: protein binding. Gene Ontology annotation, biological process: calcium ion homeostasis; endoplasmic reticulum unfolded protein response. Gene Ontology annotation, cellular component: endoplasmic reticulum membrane. The coding region runs from base 193 to 2955 and encodes 920 amino acids.